Ctenopharyngodon idella (grass carp) is the source of this 9316-nucleotide messenger RNA. Its product is annotated as mucolipin-1-like. Bases 221 to 1960 code for a protein of 579 amino acids. Gene Ontology annotation, cellular component: lysosomal membrane; plasma membrane. The transcript is spliced from 19 exons. The record is from RefSeq and is a predicted model, not a curated record. NCBI's taxonomy places the organism in Eukaryota, Metazoa, Chordata, Actinopteri, Cypriniformes, Xenocyprididae. Gene Ontology annotation, molecular function: NAADP-sensitive calcium-release channel activity.
CAGGUUGUCACAUGAUGUUGUCACAUGACCUCAAGCAUCGGAAGUUCAGUGCUGCUCGCGAGUGAGUGCUUGUAAACAUGCAGUAACCGGAGACGAACCCGUCAAUUAACUACAGAGGGUCAAAAAAAAGGCUGUUGAACACAUUCACGUCCCAUUGUGCUGUGAACUGAACUGGGAUUUUAAUGCCGGCAGCCUCUGCACGUGAUUUUAAAUCGCUGACAUGGCCGCAGUGGACGCGAAUAAAGCCAACAUUUCCUCCGAAGAGGAUAGGUUGCUGUUUCCGGUGACUCACUAUGGUUCGAAUGACUGCAUGGAGGAGUAUAGUAACCCCAGCCCGACCCCUCCAACAGAUGGCUGGAUAGGUGCUGACCAUGAAGAGGAAGCAUUGCGCAGGAAAUUAAAGUAUUUCUUCAUGAGUCCCUGUGAAAAGUUCCAAGCCAAAGGCAGAAAACCUUUUAAACUGGGUCUGCAAAUACUGAAGGUUCUUAUAGUAACUAUACAGCUGGUACUUUUUGGCUUAAGCAACGAGAUGGUGGUGACAUUUAAAGAGGAAAACACAGCCUCGUUUAAACACCUCUUUCUCAAAGACUACGCUGAUUCAGAUGACGCACUUGCUGUUUACACACAGAGUGAUGUUUACGAUCACAUGUUUUACGCAAUUGAACAGUACCUGGCUUUGCCGGAGAUGACAGUGGGCCGCUAUGCAUAUGUGUACAAUGUUGGUGUGAACGGGAGUGCGCUUUCUCUGUGUCAGCAGUAUUAUAAAAAAGGCAGGAUCGACCCAGCUAACGACACCUUCAACAUCGAUCCGCAUGUGGUCACAGACUGUGUUGGCGUGAAUCCUUUGUCCACUCCCACAGUAGGUCUGGGCCGUGAUUACAGGAACUUCACCCUCAAGUUUCACAAGCUCAUUAAUGUCACCAUACAGUUCCAGCUGAAAGCUAUAAAUCUUCAGACCAUCAUCCACAAUGAAAUUCCUGACUGUUACACUUUCUUCAUCACAAUUCUGCUGGAUAACAAAGCCCACAGUGGUAAAGUUAAGAUCAGUCUGGAUAAUCAGGCCUCCAUAAAGGAAUGUAAAGACCCAAGUGUGUCUGGACACGCUGAUAGUUAUGCUCGAGUGUGGUUUGAUGUGACGGUUGCAGUGGUGUGUAUUCUCUCACUGCUCCUCUGUGGUCGCUCUAUCAUCAGAGGAAUCGUUCUUCAAAAUGAGUUUGUAAAGUACUUUAAGACCUCUCUGAAGCGUAAUGUCUGUUGGGGAGACAGAAUGGAGUUCAUUAACGGAUGGUAUAUUCUGCUCAUCAUUAGUGAUGUGCUCACUAUCACAGGCUCCAUAAUUAAGAUCGGCAUUGAGCUAAAGAACCUCUCGUCGUAUGAUGAGUGUGGGAUCCUUUUGGGCACCUCGACGUUAUUGGUUUGGGUUGGAGUUAUUCGCUACCUCACCUUCUUCCAGAAGUACAAUAUUCUCAUUGUCACAUUACGAGCUGCAUUCCCUAAUGUGAUCCGGUUCUGUUGCUGUGUGGCGGUGAUAUACCUCGGUUAUUGCUUCUGUGGGUGGAUUGUGCUAGGACCAUAUCAUGUUAAGUUCCGCUCUCUCUCGCUGGUGUCAGAGUGUCUUUUCUCUCUGAUCAAUGGAGAUGACAUGUUUGUGACCUUUAGUGGCAUGCAAGAGAGCAGCAUGCUGGUCUGGGUCUUCAGUCAGGUUUACCUUUACACGUUCAUCUCUCUGUUCAUUUACAUGGUGCUCUCUCUCUUUAUCGCUCUCAUCACGGGAGCUUACGAGACCAUCAAGCAUCAGACUCAGGAGCCGGUCCAUAUCACUGACCUGCACGCGUUCAUCGCUGAGUGCACUGACACGCCCUGCUCUGGAAAGUUCCGCGGGAUCGAGACCUCGCCCUGCUCUUUCUUCUGCUGCUGUGACAGAACCACCACAUAUGAAGACGUCCUCCUUGUCAACUAGUGAAGUCCUGAGGCUUGAGGCCUGACUCCUCCUCCCUCUGCUGGUCACACUGCGGUAGUGCAACAAGACAGAAGCCAGUGGAAAGCUCCAGACAAAAAGUCACAGCCGCUUCACUUUGGACCUGAAGUAGAGAUCAUAUAUGAUUUUUACUGAAGAAUCGCUUCAAUCUGAGAAAAUUACAGUUUUACCUCAACUUGUAUUUAGUUUUAACUUAAUUCUGGAGGUUGCCAAAUGCAGCCCAGUGCCCUCUCUUAGUCUGUACUGAUUAAAACAGUCAGAAGGUUUGAAUUGAAAGACUAUUAGACAGAUAACAAACUGCACACGUGAAGCUGAUAUGUACAGUAAUCAUUCCCUGAAUGUUGAUCCCACAUGUUCGUUCAGUGCACGUGCUGUGGUGUGCAAGUGGGUCAUCUGUUGCCAAUACUGAGAGACAAAGUGGCGUGUGACGGUGGUUAAUGAUUCAUAACUAUUGAGUGAUUCAUAUAAUUGAGUUACUAACAUCUAGUCACAUGUAAUGUCUGCAACAGAAAAUGUUUCUAAAGGAGACUGAACUGGCAGGCCUGUGCGUUUAGCAGCAAAAGAUGAGGAGACCAUGUGAUUAAACAUAAUCAAGCUUUGGUAAAGCUGGCUCUUAUUCAGCACUUAUUCAGAAACAGCACUCCCUGGUGUCUUAAAGUCACCUACACUUACCCAUAACAAAAAUACAUGCUCAGAAUGCCUCAAAAACUUGGCCUUAACACUCUUCUGAUGUGUAAAGAUGGCUAUAAUACCUCAUUGUUGGAUGUGAUGUUGAAUAGGAUGAUUCAUUAGUUUUUUUUUGCUUUUGAUACACAAGUUCACCACCUCUAUAAUUUUUCAACAUACUGAUUCAUUGUUUUAAAUGCAGACUGAAUCAAAUCACUCCGUUUGCAUAUCGUCAAAUGAAAUCAUAGCUUCACCCUUGCUGAUCUAGAGAAAUACAGACUUACAGCUCCUCUCCAUCAGCUUUGUUUUAUAUCAGCGGCCUUCAAGAAUGUUAUUAUUAUAGGAUAGCUGGUGAGAGCACAGUGUUCUGUUACCAUGGUGACAGAUUAGAACAAUAGAACCCAUCAAAAAUGCUUGAUCCAUAUCAUGCAUGAGUCUCACUUCAGACGACAAACAAGCCUGAUUUUAUCUUCUCCAUUAUACUUGACUGAGAGAGAAGCAAGUAUAAAUAUUUAAAUUCUAGGGCCUGUGCAAGCCAUUUACUCAAGUACAGAAUAAGUGGGACCAGUCAUAUUAUUUUGAUGUCAGUUUUAUGGUCAUACUACAUGCUUUCCUUUUCAUUUUAAUUAUCCUGUAUUAUUUUAAUUUGUGAUUCAAACAUGUUCUAGUGUACUUGUAUUGAGUUGGCUCUGAUGCUUUUCUGUUAAUGAAUUUAAAGCGCACAAUCUGCAAACAGAAUAUAUUUUCUGUUACUAACAUGUGAAGCUACACCAAGUGAUGUUCAGAAAAGUCUCAACAUCAUGUCAUAUGAUGUAGAUGUGUACCUGAAAUAUUUCAUAUUUCAUUUUAUCCUGUUAAUUUUUUUUUUUUUUUUUAAGGUUUGUAAUGGACAACUUGUGCAAAUACUUUGCCAUUUUGCUGUCAAAAACAUGCAUUUUAGAUCAAAUGAUGUAGAAAAAUCUACUGACCUUCAAACUGGAGGAUUUUUCAUUUCCUGUUUUUUUUUUUAAUUUGUUCGUUUUAAACACUUGUAUAAGUGUCAUUGCACAUUUUUUUUCCUGAACUUUGUUCUUGACAGGGUCAUAUGUGUUAUUUUAAUGUUCAUAUGUAUAUGUUCAAUACAGAGAUUUUCUUAUGUCUGUUUAAUAUAGUCACUUUUUCCUUUUUGCUGUUAUACAUUAACCAUAUAAACGUGUAGUCAUUCAUUACUAUACCAUAUGACCACUAGGUGGUGUAAUGAGAGCAUUUUUUUCCCCCCACAAAUCUGAAAAAUUUCAAAUUUAAUGUAGCACCUAAAGUUACUUGAAAAAAACUGAUUUGUAAAAAUAUUUAGCCAAGAACGGUGUAGAGGUGUGUUUGUAGGCAUGUUUGAAUAGCUGGUCUAAGCAGGUGCACUAGCCAGUGUACAUCGUUUGACAUGGCUAUCUGAAACCACAGACAGAGAUUACACACACUGUUCAAACACAGCAAACCCCAUCAGAUGCUGAUUUCAGACCUGUGGCCAUUGGUAACGAGAGAACAGUUCUAUAAAGGCCUGCUUUACCAUUCUCAACCUGCUGCUGGUGUCUGAAUAUGAGCCACACCCAGCUAUUCAAACACAAUGACUUAACAGGAAGAGAUUUCAUUUUACCACCUCAGUAAGUCUAUUGUGAUGACAGGUCUAACAGCAGUACAACAAGAAAGAUAAUCUUCUGAGACUUAAACUUAAUUUGCAUUAUCCAUAAUCAUUUCUGUGAUGCUAAAUGUACUCAGAAUAUCCACAAUCUUACAUUCUCAGUUAACCGUAUAGGAGUGAGGAUAGGAAUUGUCUGUCUUGUGCAGCCAAAAACUGUAAGGAGGUUCAGUGAUGUUGGUGUUGUAUGAUUAGCUUCACCCACCCAUAGAUUCAGAUGAGCAUAUUAAAGACAAAGCAGAUCCUAAAUAAAACCGGUUUAGACAAGAAGAGCAAUGUACAGUGCACAGCUGCAGGCCUGUGAGAAUCACUCUUUCACAAAGCUUCCUUUUGAGAUAUUCAUUAUUCAGACUAAAAUGUGUUUUGUGUGUUUUUUCUCCCUCUCAUGUACGUACACAAAAAUCAAGUGUUGCUUGUCCAUCAAUGAACCUGUCUUUGUCUAUAACAGGAUGAAGUUUGCUGUCAUACUGUUUUUUUUUCUCUCUCUCUCUGCCUGAAUACUUUUAGGCAAUGAAUACACAUUUUGGCGUUAGAAAAUCAGCUUUUUGUAGGCGAUUUAAUCGCUUUUCUCUCUCCCCGCUGUGUUUAAAGAAAAAUACAAUUUCAUAAGGGAGUGUAAUAAAUUCCUGACGUAAUUUCCUGAAGGACACGUGCGCCCACAUUUUCAAAUCACUUUUUACGCAUUUAUUUUUGAACAGAGGCUAUAGUAGAGGUUCUGACUUCUGAUAAGCCUUAAAUGUUUUUGUACCUCAAGGGCAGUUAUUUAGUUUGUGAACACAUCCAUUAUCCCUGGGUUCAGUGUGUGAACAGCACUGAAUCCAGCGAGCGUCUCUAGCAGCAACCAAUCAACGGGUAAUAUUGGAGAUGAAACCUGAUGGGGUGGCCACAUCACCAUCUGAACCAAUGGAAACUGAAGGAACGGAACCCAUAACGGAACCAACCGGCAGUGACGGGGCAUCUCAAAAUGGCACUACACCAUCACCUCCACAACCCGAUGAACCCCAAAAUGAGCAAGCAGCUCCUCCAACUGUGAAGGAAGCUCCUGGGAAAGCAGUAGAUGCUAAAACCAAAUCCAAAGGCCCAGUCAAAGGCAAGACUACAGCUGCAGGCCCAGCAACCACUGGACCAGGCACACGACCCAAAGCAACCCAAAGCCGUGUGGCUAAUGGCCUCACAAAGACUGCAGCAAGUACCCCAACCAAGAAACCCAUUCCAGCUACCACUACUGCAGCAGACAAGAAAAAACCCACCACUAAUGUUGGACCUUCUGGUCCCAGUAAGAAACCUGUUAGCUCUUCUACUGCUGCUGCAACCUCAAGGGCCCAACCUAAAGUAACGACUGUUGGAACUAGCAGACCAACAACAACAACUGCUGCCAGUGGAACAAAGACAGGAACAGCUGUCAGCACAGCCACCAGCCUGAGUAGAAGACCUGUCACCGCUGCCACAAGUGCUGCAAACAAACCCAGAACCACAGCUCCAGCUCCAAGGCCAGCCGCUAACCCUUCUGCCAAACCCAGCACUUCAGCCACAGCCAAAACCACUGCAGUUCCCAAAACUAACAGGGCAACUGGAAGUUCUGCCCCACGACCAACUGCUAUAUCUGCUGCAGGAAGAACGGUAACCAGUACAACUACUUCUACUGCUUCAGUUACUAGAACAAGCCGCACUGCUACACAACAGCCUGUUAAACCUUUGGUUACAGCAUCAGCUGCUCGGAAAGAUGUUGGAAAAACAAGCACUACAGCACCUGCAAAAAGAACAGUUGCCUCAACAAUAUCUCGUCCUGCUUCCAACAAGCCUUCAAAUCCAGAGGCUCCAAAGCCAGCUGCAGCAACUAAACGACCUCCAUCUAGUAUCAAAGCACCUCAACCCAAACCAGAUGACAAAAAAAGCGUACCAACACGUAAGGUGCCCCCUAGUCCACGAAACAUUCCCUCACGGCCAGCAUCAGGCAAGAAUGCUGCAGCGUCUCCUAGUCACAAACAAGCAGCUAGCAUGGUUGGUGUGAAGCUUCAGCCUUCUAAACCAACACAGUCUGUUUUGCCCCUUGUUGUCAAAGGAAAGCCCGAUGAUAAACAAUCUGCAGCAAAGCCUGAUGAUAAAGAACCUGCAGCAGAGUCUGUGGAACUUUCAGCAGCUGCAGUAGCUACUGUUGCUGUAGCAACAGCUGCUGCCAUAGCCAGGGAAGAGUCUGUUUCAGGGCCUGAAGUUACUCCAACUGUCGAGAGCUCUCUGGAUGCACCAACCUCCUCUUUAGAUGUGCAGGAAAACGUAGAUGUGCAGGUCCCUAAUGUAAACUCCCAAAGUGUGCUGGAUAUUUCUAAUACAGAGCCAGAAGCUCAAGAGGCCUUAAUAGAAACUAUUCCUGUUGAAGUGGCUUGCCCGACAUCAUCUGCGGUCGAUCAGGAAUCUGAAGAGCAUGUGUCUGGCAAAGUUGAUGAAAAGCUUAUUAUGGCUGUGGCACCAAUUGCGCAGGAAGCAACUGAGCAGGAAACCUUGACUGCUUCACCAGUUAUUAACUCUGUUGCUACUUUAGUGUCCUCAGGUGUAGAGGUGGCGGAAAAAGCUGAACUGAUUAACAGUGACUAUUAUGAAGAUGUGGAAGAAGAAGAAAGGGAAGGCAGUCAGCAAGUAUCUCUGUCAGAAAUGAGUGGCACCCAGCCUACCGAAGAGUCUCGACCUGGGUCAGCUGGGCUUGCUGGGUCAGUUUGGCGGGCAGGGGCCUUGCUUUCAGAGCUUGACUCUGAGGAUGUGAGUUGCAGCCAGCAGGGAGCAUCAGAGCUCAGUGCUCCAGGUGUCCUAGAGGGCACGGAAAGCAUGGAUGAUCUAGGUGAUGCAAGCCUUAAAGGAGCUGAUGGUGAAGGUGCAUCUGUUGGGUCCCCUGACUUUGAGAAGGUUCCUGAUAUUCUUGCUAAUGAAGAUGAUGAUGAUGACGAUGAUAAUGAUGAUGAUGAUCGAGUUUGUGACAUGGAGGUAGAGUCAGAAAGAGCAGAGGACUCUCAUGGGCAGCAUCAUGACAAUGAGGAUGAUGAAGAGGAUGAAGAUGUAGAAAUGGCAAGUGAGGGCAUUACUGAGAGUGGGCUUGAAAGUUAUGGGAAUGCAGAUGAGGAUGACUUGACCGAAGACUACAGAUUAGACAACUUAAACCGAAUCCAGCCUCCUCCCAUGGUUCCCUCUGCCCCUCUGGCAACCCAGUGGAACCAGUCUAGUUGCUUUGCUGAUGCCUGGGCCCAGCCACCACAGCCUGCCUUUACUCUUCUCUCAAGUCCUUCCUCUGAAUGUUGGCAAGCAGACCCAGAAACCCCAACACAAACACCUGCUCAAGCAAGACUUGAUGUUAGCUCUGAAAGGGGCUCUUCCCCUCUACCACCAAACCUUUUUGAGCCUCCAACUUGCUCACCUCAAGAAGCCCCAGUAACUGCUGCAGAGGGAGAUGUUAGCCCCAAACCAGGCUUGACACCCUCUCAAACCUGCACAUUCCAGUCUGGUACCUCCAGCGACCCUGACCAAGCAUCUGAUAGUAACAGAGACACAAGUAUACCAGAGGAGGUAGAAGAUUGCAACAAAUUCACCGGUACUGAAACUUAUUCUAAAGGGGAGCUGCAGCCAGAACCACUAAACCCUAUCCCCACUGUCCUGCCUGACAUCAUGCAGGACCUAGGCAUCCACCUUGAACAUGCUGAUGAGGAAGACGAACCAGAAACUCUUCCAGCUGAUGAUGUACUGGGCGGUCCAGCAACUGCUCCAUCAUCUCCUUCAUCAGCUACUGAGGAUGAGGCAAGUGACACAGAAGGUGAAAUGCAGAUCAGUGAACCUCAAGCUGAGCUACCUGGCACUGGGAAUGCCUAUGGAACUGCGCCUGUGGGCCACAAUUUGUCCAGUUUGGAAGAGCGUGAAGAAAUGGGCGGGGAGAAUGAAGCUGGUGGUGGUGGUGAGACCCCUCAGUCUGCCACUUCUGCUGCAUCCUAUGGCUUUGACUACAUGACCUCUAACUCCAAUGCCCAGUCAUCUGCCGAGAGUUGCAGCAAGAGCCCUGGCAUCUUUUCUCUUGAAAAUGAAGAGCAGCUCUCAGAUGAGGCCAAGGAUCCAUCUCUUCUUAAAGAGUUGAUCAUGAUACCUACUACUACAUCUGGGGAAAAGAUUGAUAAUAUCAAAAGCCAACAUGGGGAGUUCCAGUCCCACCCUGAGCAACAGUACAUGCUGUGUGGAGAGUCCAGGGAGCUGCCUGAGCCUGAUUCAGUACCGGGAGCCGUACCCUUACAGUCAGGUUUGACUGACCCUUCGUCCCGACAGCACCUAGAAGAAGAGCAAGAUCUUGACACUCCGCAUCCUUACUACUCCACUAUAUGCGAAAAGACUGAUAGUCCCCUGGCAGGUAACGUAUAGAGUACACUUUAAAUAUCCACUCUCCAGUGAACCAUGUUGAUGUCAUCCUUAAAUAAGGGUUUUGUCUAGCUUGGGGUUACCCAGUUGGUGUCUUUUUAUUCAGUUAAGAAAACACUCAUUCAGCAGUGCCACUUACACAAUAUAAUACAGCUAUUAAAAUUACAUUUAUAAGUAUAUGGCUUAGAACCUGUAUGUGCAAUAGCUACUACCGUAUACACUUGAGGUGACUUUUUCUCAACUAUUCUUUUUAAAACUAAUAAUGGGUGUUGGUCUGAACUGGCAUGAAAUUGUUUGUUUGUGGAGUCUUUGAAAUGACAAAAGAAGCCUUGAAGAAGAAAAAUGAACAAUGUAAUGGACUUUCAACAUAUUUUGUGUGUAUUUAUCCAAUUCUUUUUUUACUGAACAAAUGCAUAUUCAUUGCUUUUUGUAUUCUGUUGUCUGUUAACUGUAAAUGCCAGUCUUUCAUUCCUUUCCCAUCAUCAUCAUAUUCUGUCCUCACAUGUUUCUCUCUUCUGCACUUUAGGGUUUGCUAACCCCUUACUUUUUUAUGCCUUGUUUAUUUGGAGUACUUAUUGUCUUAGCGUUAAAUAAAGGUUAGAUGUUUAACAUGA